This is a messenger RNA of Puntigrus tetrazona (Sumatra barb), 1582 nucleotides long. RefSeq names its product small nuclear RNA activating complex, polypeptide 1b (gene snapc1b). Gene Ontology annotation, cellular component: snRNA-activating protein complex. Gene Ontology annotation, biological process: snRNA transcription by RNA polymerase II; snRNA transcription by RNA polymerase III. The transcript has 10 exons. The record is from RefSeq and is a predicted model, not a curated record. Gene Ontology annotation, molecular function: sequence-specific DNA binding. NCBI's taxonomy places the organism in Eukaryota, Metazoa, Chordata, Actinopteri, Cypriniformes, Cyprinidae. The coding region runs from base 122 to 1183 and encodes 353 amino acids.
AAAUGUGAGCGAGACGAAAACUCAAACAAACUCACAGAAGGUGGAGAAGUCCAGCAGCAGUGCUGUUUUAUCUCUUUUUAAAACAUAAGCAAUGGAUGCUUUGUGGUGAUUACUAGGCAGGAUGGAUCAUUUCAGGGAACCGGUAAAAACAGACUGUGAAGAACUACUGGGUCGUUUUCAGGCGACCGAGUCAGUUCGGUACGAGCAGUUUGUAGAGAUCUGGAGAGACAUGGAUUUCAGCAGCAUCUUCCACGGUAAACCGGAGCCAAAUGAGAGAAGGCACUUCGCUCGUCUGAUUCUGUCUGUGGUGUCCCCAUACUUUUUUCCUCCAUACACGUUCCAGAUCAGAGUGGGGGCCCUUUAUCUUCUGUACAGCCUCUUCAACACACAACUCGCCACACCUAGAGAGAAGAUCCGCAUUGCUCUGAAGGACUGGAAGGAUGUUAUGCAGUUUCAGAAGGACGCAGUGAAUGCUCAACAUUACGAUGUGGUUUACGUCUUCAGAAAGCUCUUGUCAGAUAAAGCUUUCUACUUCACUGCCAUGCCAACACCGCUCAAUUUCAGGAUAAAGAGGGAAGAUGGAAAGAAGAAGAAAAUCUGUGAAGAGUUUGUUGAUCCGCCAACACGUCCUCAGGAAGUCGUAACCACAGAUGUACUAGAGGAAAUUGCAAAUAUCCACGAACAUUAUGAAGGUGUGAAGAAAGCCAUUUUCGCUGAACCAGACCCAAAUCUGAAUAUUGUACAGCAAAACCUGAUUCCCAAACUAAACAGUGCCAUCCUCACUUAUUCCAGCUGGCAGAUGAAUCGUACAACAUCCGAGCAGCAGGAUGCUGGAGAAGGGCCUUCAAAUCAAGAAAGCUCCAGCAGAGCCCAGCUGUUAGCGUCGAUCAAAUCCAAAUCAUAUGGACAAGUCGUAGAGGCUUCAAAGGCCCGACGUCACAGACAGACAGAAUUGGUCUCAGCAGCUGGACCAGACAUUGCGUUAAAUGUGCCUUCAAAAAAGAAAAGAUUCCCGUCACUUAAAACGCGCACUCAGUUACGAUUCAGAACUCAGGGAAAUGAGAGUGAGGGCUCAAAUUUGACCCGACUGUGGUGUUUGAGUUCAGUGAAAGAAGAGAUAGAACCAGAAAAAAAGAAGAGAAAAUUCAACUGGAACCCUGACAAAAGCAGCGAUCCCACAUAGCAUUAGUCAGAGCCGUCUGGAUGGAGUGUGAUGGGCGGGCCGCCUCGUGUUAAAAGCUAGUGCGAUUUGUGCUUUGAGCUCCAGUUUCAUUUAAAUUGUUUUAUGUAAUUGUAAACGUUGCUGCUUUUGGGUUAAAAGGGCAGUGAAUGUAAGUUGCUUUUAAGACAGCUCUUUCUUCUUUUUGUACUUUAGUAUUUGGCUUUAAUGUGAAAUUAGUUUAGUGUUCUUUAAUAGUUUUUAGAUCAACGCGUUCUUAAGCAGCUAUUUAAAAUGGACAGUUUCUACAUUUUAUUUUCUUUUAAAUGAUUUUAAUGAUUUAGUCAUUCUGAAUCUUUUUUGUUUUAGUCUACUUUCUUUCUAUUGUGCCAGCUAAUACAUCUCUCACACAUCGAGAAAAGA